Messenger RNA from Mastomys coucha (southern multimammate mouse), 2380 nucleotides. It is a transcript of the gene Zc3h11a, whose product is annotated as zinc finger CCCH-type containing 11A. Gene Ontology annotation, molecular function: metal ion binding. The transcript is spliced from 17 exons. The coding region runs from base 203 to 2380 and encodes 725 amino acids. Lineage: Eukaryota; Metazoa; Chordata; Mammalia; Rodentia; Muridae. The record is from RefSeq and is a predicted model, not a curated record.
GCGUAAUAGCUUGGAACUGAGUGAAGACACAGAUGUCCCUGUUGAGAGCAACCAGCUAAUGAUUACAUUUUAAAGACGAUUUCUGUGAUUGAGUUGUCAUUGGAAGAGUAAGUCCAUUUCAAGAGUACUUGGAGCUGGUCUUCACCUCGAGGAAGCAGUGGCUUGUUCCAGGAAGCCACUUUUGGCCUGAGAAUUUACCAGUAUGUCUAAUCAGGGAGAAGACUGCUAUUUUUAUUUCUAUUCUACAUGCACCAAAGGUGACAACUGCCCAUUCCGUCAUUGUGAAGCUGCACUAGGAAAUGAGACUGUUUGCACACUUUGGCAAGAAGGCCGUUGUUUUCGACAGGUGUGCAGAUUCCGCCACAUGGAAAUUGACAAAAAACGAAGUGAAAUUCCUUGUUAUUGGGAAAAUCAGCCAAUGGGUUGUCAAAAACUAAACUGCGCUUUCCAUCACACCAGAAGUCGUUAUGUCGAUGGACUGUUCCUACCUCCAAGCAAAACUGUGUUACCCACUGUGCCUGAGUCACAAGAAGAAGAAGUAAAGGCUAGCCAGCUCACAGUUCAACAGAACAAACUGUCUGCUCAGUCUAACCCCUCCCCUCAGCUUCGGAGUGUAAUGAAAGUAGAGAGUUCAGAAAACGUUCCCAGCCCCACACAUCCACCUGUUGUAAUCAAUGCUGCAGAUGAUGAUGAAGACGACGAUGAUCAGUUUUCUGAAGAGGGCGAUGAAAGCAAGACACCUGCCCUACAACCAACUCCUGACGUCCAUAAUGGAUUACGAGUGGCUUCUGCCCGCAAACCUGGAGUCAGUUUAAAGCAAGGUGAAUGUUUGAAUUUUGGAAUAAAAACUCUUGAGGAAAUUAAAUCAAAGAAAAUGAAGGAAAAAUCCAAGAAGCAAGGUGAAGGCUCCUCGGGGGUUUCCAGUGUUUUCCAUGAGCCUCAGCCCAGUCCAGGCCCUGAGAAGGAGAAUGUUCGGACAGUGGUGAGGACGGUGACUCUGUCAAGCAAACCAGAAGAGCCCUUGGUUAGACUGAGUCUUACUGAGAGACUGGGGAAACGAAAGCUUGGAGUAGGUGGUGACAGUGAUCCUCCAUUAAAGCGAAGCCUUGCACAGAGGCUGGGAAAAAAAGUGGAAGCGCCAGAAACUAAUAUUGAUAAAGCACCAAAGAAAGAGAGAGGUCAUAAAGCUGGUGAGAUCCACGUAAAGACACUGGAAGAAAUUCUUCUUGAAAGAGCCAGUCAGAAACGUGGAGAAUUGCAAACUAAACUGAAGACAGAAGAACCUUCAGGAGCUGAUGAUUCUCCAUCAGGAACAAAAAGUUCUUCUUCAGUGCGGAUCAAAACCUUCUCUGAGGUCCUGGCUGAAAAGAAACAUCGGCAGCAGGAAAUGGAAAGACAGAAAUCCAAAAAGGAUACAGGUUGCCUCGUGCUAACAGAAGAUACUGAAGUGAAAAAGACAGGGAGUCUGCCGACUGUUGCUGUUAGCAAAGGACUGCCAGGGGAGCCUGUGGGAAGAGCCAGGUCUACGCAGGAGGUGCAUGUUAAGACGCUAGAGGAAAUUAAGCUGGAGAAGGCCCUAAGGGUGCAGCAAAGCUCUGAGAGUAGUGGCAACUCCCGACCUCAAGCUGAGGCUGUCCCAGGGGCAAAGAGGCUGCUCCGCAUCCCCAAGAGAGCAGGUGCAAAAGAAGAGAAAAAACGUGAACUUGAAGACAGUAGUGACACUCCUUCUCAGAGCAGUGUGACUAAGAUGGAGGCUAAUGAGAGUUCAGAUGAGACCAUAAGUGAUCCCACAAAACUUCCAGUCAACAGAUGUGACACUGACAGAGAGAAGCAUACACAGAGACAGCAGGAGAGAGGAGCGUCACAGAAGGAGAAGGCAGCCCUGUCAUCUGUGCGGGGAGAUGAGGCUUCUUACUGUACCCGAGUGCUAGGGAAGCCGCCACUCACAGCUGUCUCAGGCACUCGGCACUUGGCAAAGCGGCUCCCCACUGAGCCAUCCCAGAGAGGGGAAGUGGAAACCGCUGGGAUCGGGGACUCAAUACUCAAUGUGAAGUGUGCAGCACAGACUCUGGAGAAAAGGAGUCAAGCCAAACCCAAAGUAAAUGUGAAGCCAUCUGUGGUCAAGGUUGUCUCAGCUCCCAAAUUGGCUCCCAAACGCAAGGCUGUGGAGGCGCACUCUGCCGUCAUCGCAGCCGUGAAGCCGCUCAGCUCCAGCAGCGGCCUGCAGGAAAGCCCCGCCAAGAAAGCAGCUAUGGCUGUUGUCCCACUCCUCUCUGAGGAUAAAUCCAUCACCAUGUCUGAGACAGAAAAACCGAAAGACAGUUGUCUGCUGUCUUCAGCCCCGGCUUCCUCAGAACCCUUGCUCCCAGAGGGGAAUUAA